This is a messenger RNA of Topomyia yanbarensis, 1508 nucleotides long. RefSeq names its product ER membrane protein complex subunit 1-like. The transcript is spliced from 4 exons. Gene Ontology annotation, biological process: protein folding in endoplasmic reticulum. The record is from RefSeq and is a predicted model, not a curated record. Lineage: Eukaryota; Metazoa; Arthropoda; Insecta; Diptera; Culicidae. Bases 462 to 1493 code for a protein of 343 amino acids. Gene Ontology annotation, cellular component: EMC complex.
GUCCCUAGGUUACGAAGGGAAAAAUAAAAUGACAACAAAACAAACCCAAAGUUUUACAGAGGAAUUUAUCUUUCCCGUUAGCCCUUGCCUUAAUGUACAGUAAAACGUGUUAAGAUUACAUAAAAUGCUGAUUGUUGUAACCAGCAGUGGUAAAAUGUUUGGCAUUGACAACAUCAGUGGUAAGCAGCACUGGGUUUGAUACCUUCCGGAGAUAACCAGUUUCGGCAAUGGGCAAAAUAUGAAACUGUUGGUACAGAGAACUUCUCGAUUCUAUCCACUGGCAGCACAAUGCGUUAUCCUUGGUAGAGAUAAACGUACUAAAAAUGGAAUAAUCUAUCAGUUCAAUCCAAUCACUGGACAACCCGUAAACGGAGGAAUCAUUCAGUUGCCGUACAAAAUUUAGCAGAUAACUCUUCUGCACGAGACAGGGCCAGACUUUUUGAAAGGUUUGCUUAUUCUGGAUGAGAAAACCGAAGCUCACGUAUUACCGGAAAGUUCUGCCAAGUACGCUAACAACGCUGAUCGUGAAACUACCACAAUCAGGGGAUAUUUUUAUUGAAUUCCGCUCUGGGAAGCUUAGUACGAUUCCAAUGUGGACCGUAAAUCUCGGGGGAGCAGGAAAGGGACAGAAAAUUAUUGCAAUCGAAGGUGAAAAUCCAAUUGAACAUGUGCACUCACAAGGUCGCGUUUUAGCCGAUCGAUCCGGGAUGUACAAGUACAUCAACCCCAAUCUGGUUGCGGUGGCAACUCAUGGGCCAGACAACAUACAUAAAUACAUUUUGAACAUUCAUCUUUUGGACGUCGUAUCAGGAUCUAUUGUAUUUUCCAUGUCACACAAACGCGUUCGACCACCGCUGCACAUGGUGCACUCUGAAAACUGGCUCGUAUAUUCCUACUAUAAUGACAAAGUUCGCCGAACAGAGAUCUCAUCCCUUGAACUGUACGAAGGCAAAACCCAAACCAAUAGCACCGCGUGGAGUUCAUUGGAUGCCCCUCCGCUGCCAAUGGUGGAGCGACAAACAUACAUUUUACCAGUAGCCGUCGCUUCAAUGAAAGAAACAAUUACCGAGAAGGGCAUUACAAAUAAACAUGUUCUCAUCGGCCUUAGUACCGGUGUAAUAGCUGAAAUGUCCUGGGCAUUAUUGGAUCCUAGGCGCCCAGUGACAUCGCCCGAAAAAGCCCGUGAAGAAGGCAUCAUUCCAUACAUGCCCGAGUUGCCGAUGCCUCACGAGAUAAUCAUCAACUACAACCAGACGAUUGCAAACAUGAAGGGCAUCUACACUGCUCCGUCAGGUCUGGAAAGUUCGUGCCUUGUGUUCGCUCACGGUUUGGACAUAUUCGUUACCAGAGUUGCUCCUUCGAAAACGUUCGAUCUGUUGAAGGAGGAUUUCGAUUACUUUCUAAUCACGGUCGUACUUGUGCUACUCUCUAGCACGUCUUAUAUUGUGAAGCUCUUCGCCUCGAGGGAAGCUGUCAAGCAAGCGUGGAAAUAAAAGGAUAAUGAUAAU